This is a messenger RNA of Ixodes scapularis (black-legged tick), 3578 nucleotides long. Its product is annotated as U3 small nucleolar RNA-associated protein 25 homolog. Gene Ontology annotation, biological process: maturation of SSU-rRNA from tricistronic rRNA transcript (SSU-rRNA, 5.8S rRNA, LSU-rRNA). Gene Ontology annotation, cellular component: nucleolus; small-subunit processome. The transcript is spliced from 8 exons. The coding region runs from base 159 to 2273 and encodes 704 amino acids. Gene Ontology annotation, molecular function: U3 snoRNA binding; rRNA binding. Lineage: Eukaryota; Metazoa; Arthropoda; Arachnida; Ixodida; Ixodidae. The record is from RefSeq and is a predicted model, not a curated record.
AUUCAGAACAGCCACGAGCUAACGCUAAGAAUAGACAACAGAAGCCAAUCCAUGUCGAGGCAAGCUGUUGGGAAAAAAAUGGCGUACGGUGUUGGUGCAUUUCGCAUGGCGAGUAGGGUGGUGUAAGCUCUGACGGCUCUGACGCUUCUACGGUGGUAAUGGCGAGACAGAAUCGAAAAAGGAAGAAGACCGCGGGCAGCGAGCGCAGUAAGUUCUCCCGGAAAGAUCGGAGACAUUUGAUCGAGUUCGGCGAGCGUCACCCCGCCGACGAACAACCCGUAGACGAACAACCCGCCGAAGGCCGACGGGAGACGGUCGUCGAGCUCAAGGAGCCCGUCGGUAGCGACGUCGACGUCAGCUCCGAUCCCGAAGCCGACGAAGAGAGCUCGGAGAGCGACGCCGCCGACGCUGUUCAGCAGCUGCUCGGCACGUUCGGUCGUUCGAGGGCCGAGGCUGCGGAUUCCGAUGGCAGCGAGGACGACGACGACGAUGACGAGAACGCAUCCGUCGAGCCGCAGGAUGGUGACGGCGAACAGGAUGAUGCCGACGUGGGUUCUGACGCCGACGUGGUGUCCGACGCCCCGUCCGACAACGAGAGCCUGCCGGAGGGAGUGGAGGACUCGCCAGACGAGCACGAGGAUAAGGCGGACGACCCGUAUGUGGUGCACUGGGAGUGGCACCUAGAGAGCGACCACUUCCCGCUGGCCAACACCACCCGCUUCCGGCGGGAGGAGCGCUGGCCGGCCCUGGGCAGGCUGAGUGUCACUGAGGUCCAGGACAACCCCCGCGAGGUGCCCAUGAGUCGGAACUGGGGCCCACACCUCAAGGAGGCCCUGCGGGACGUGGCCAGGACCCUGUCGCCGGUCGGCCAGGAGCUACUGGCCAUUUUAGGAUCCUACCGGGAUCUGCUGUUUCCCGCGCGGACGCUGAACAAUGGCGAGGAAGUACGGAUGACUUACUGUCUGCACGCCCUCAACCAUGUCCUCAAGAGGCGGUCUCGGGUGGUGCACCACAAUGCCCGGCUGCACAAGGGGGCAGCCUCUGAGCUGCGCGACCAAGGCCUGGCACGGCCACAGGUGCUCCUCGUGCUGCCCUUCAGGGACUCGGCCCUGCGCACCGUCAAUGCCCUGGCCAAGCUGCUGGGGGCAAAGGACGUCGCCCACAGGAGCAGGUUCGAGAAAGAGUUUGGCAGCCCGGAGGAACCGCCGAAGAAGUGGCUGGAGCGUCCGGAGGACUACGAGCGCACGUUUUCGGGCAACACGGACGACGCGUUCCGUAUCGGGCUGCGCGUCUCCGGUCGCAGCCUCCGUCUCUACUCGGACUUCUACUCGUCGGACAUCCUGAUAGCGUCACCCCUCGGACUCCGGACCGUGAUCGGAGCUCCUGGCGAGAAGCAGCGGGACUUUGACUUCCUCUCGUCGGUGGAGUUUGUCGCAAUAGACCAGGCGGAGGUGUUUCUGAUGCAGAACUGGGAGCACCUGCUGCACCUUAUGGAGCACCUGAACCUGCGGCCGACGGCCCCACACGGUGCGGACUUCUCACGGGUGCGGCUGUGGUGCCUGCAGGGCUGGGGGCGCCACUUCCGCCAGACGGCUAUCUUCAGCCAGGUGGCCCUGGCGCCCAUCAACGCACUCCUCGGACGCCACGGCAACAACUACGCCGGCAGCGUGUCCGUCAUCAAUCCGCUACCCGCGGGGAGCAUCUCGGAGGUGACGGUGGCCCUGCCCCAGGUGUUCCGGCGGUUCCAGUGCCCGCGAGCAUCGGAGCUGGCAGACACCCGCUUUACGGCGUUCGUGGAGCGGGUGCUCCCCCAGCUGCUGGAGGCCCCCGGAGGAGGUGUCAUGGUGUAUGUGCGAUCCUACCUGGACUUCGUGCGCUUGCGCAACUACCUCAGGCGCACGGAAGCCAGCUUCACACAGACCUGCGAGUACACCCCAGACGCCAAGGUGGCACGCGCUCGGAACCUGUUCUUUCGAGGCCGUCGCCGCCUGCUGCUGUAUACAGAGCGGUUCCACUUCUACCGGCGGUACCGCAUCAAGGGGGUGCGGCAGCUGGUCUGGUACGAGUUGCCCAGCCUGCCCCACUUCUACCCCGAGCUGUGCUCCCUGCUCCAGCCCAACAUGCAGCGCAACCGCCAGGGGGGCAGCUUCGCCUGCUCUGCCCUCUACUGCAAGCAGGACGCGCUCCCGUUGGCCGCCGUGCUGGGGUCGGCCAGGGCGGCCAUGUUGCUGCACGCGGAGAGCGACACCCAUGCCUUUGUGUCUGGAGACUGAGGGUCGCUGCCCACACCACAGUCUAUCCCGAGGACGUGUUUCGAGCGGCCAAGUUCCGUUGGAAGAAUUGAAGAGCAACGGCCCCGCUUUCGUCUCGGGUAAUCAGGGCACCUUCCGUAAGGUUUCCAUUCUGCCCACCCCAGGACACGGUGCGAGAUAUAUAUAUAUAGGUGGGGACACGCAGCACGGUCCCAUUGGUGCGCCGCCGGUCCCAUGAAGUCCCAUUGGCGUGCACGCUGGUAGCCUAUGUUGACAACAUCUCCGCCGGUGCGAUUGCGAAAAAAGAAAGGAACAAUCAAAAACACAAAAAGUGUCUCUUUGCCGCGGUACCUUCGCACGUCUGCAUUCUGCUCGGUGCGUCUGCUUUGACCUCGAUUGUGCUAGAGAUCUUUCUGCUUCGAUGCACUUGUAAAACUUUUCUUGCCGCUGUUGAGGCAUGAAACUAGGGUCAAUGACAAAGCUGCUUCUAAGCAACACACAUAGCACGAGUGCUGAGUUCUACAUUGCACGGCACACCUAGAAAACAAUUAUAAGGGCAUGCCUCCCAUAGAGAAGUGUGGGAAACCGGGCCUGCAACAGGCUACCCCUAGCCGAUUAUCGAAGAGUCUUCAGAUUUUGACGCUUGCAACCAAGCUGAGGACUUGAUUUGACAAGUGCGAUGCAUGCAGCAUACACACGUAAAUAUAUCUUGCACCGUGGUCUCGAGCAAUCGAGGUGCCUUUGCGAAGGUUUGCACUCUGCUGACCCCAGGAGCAAGCCCCUCGGCGACCGUCAGCGGGAGAGCUGCCAAACAACGGGAGUGCUGCCCAUAAAUUUGUUUUCGGAGAAACGGACUCCACGCAUAUCCAGACAUCUAAGCUCCACUCGUCCGAAAGACUAUCACGGUGACUGUGUUAAGCAACUGGAAAGUGAGCCCUUUGCGCAUUCGUUGUGGCUGUUGGGGCUCGGCUCUCCGCCGAGUGCCAAAGUGCGGAUUUUGUUUGCGACAGAUCUGGGACGACGGAGCUGCUACCGAGAUUGUCGGGAGUUUAGGGUCUCUCAAACAUGUCGCACCCUUCUCUUCGAAGGGGGUUCAUAGCCGUGGUCUCAAAGCGGCUCGGUGUCCACAAAUGAGUCAGCAUAGCACAUGCGUAGCAGGAAAACGGCAUGGAGGCACCCAACUCUCUGGGCACCACGAACAAUUCCAGUGUUUUGUGGUGCGUCCGUUCUAAAAGGCCACACCCACCGCUGCUUAGCGCGACUGUGAACCCAGGUUUUCGGCAGAAAACCACCAAUGUGGAGAAUAAAGACUAUAACGCCGAACAA